Molecule: messenger RNA, 1262 nt
Organism: Diorhabda carinulata
Lineage: Eukaryota; Metazoa; Arthropoda; Insecta; Coleoptera; Chrysomelidae
Gene: Arl2
Product: ADP-ribosylation factor-like protein 2
Exons: 5
Coding region: 130-684 (184 amino acids)
Biological process (GO): protein folding
Cellular component (GO): cytoplasm; microtubule cytoskeleton
Molecular function (GO): GTPase activity; GTP binding
Source: RefSeq, a predicted model, not a curated record
GUCAUAUAUCAUCCUAACCUAAACGUAUGACCGUCAAAAUAAAAAAACAUAUUUAUAAAAUAGUUGAGUAUUAACGUCUGAGAAGUUAAAUUUAUAUUUCAAAUACAAUAUUAUUAAUAAUUUAUAAAAAUGGGUUUUCUUACUGUAUUAAAAAAGAUGAAACAAAAAGAAAAAGAAAUGAGAAUAUUGAUGCUAGGUUUGGACAAUGCAGGUAAAACUACCAUAUUAAAAAGAUUCAAUGGAGAACCAAUAAAUACUAUAUCACCAACUCUAGGAUUUAAUAUCAAAACUUUGGAACAUAGGGGAUUCAAAUUAAACAUGUGGGACGUUGGAGGACAAAAGUCUUUGAGAUCAUACUGGAGAAAUUACUUUGAAUGUACAGAUGGAUUAAUAUGGGUUGUAGACAGUGCUGAUAAACGUAGACUUGAAGAUUGUAAAACUGAAUUACAUUCAUUAUUAAGAGAGGAAAGAUUAGCAGGUGCCACAUUGUUAGUAUUUGCGAAUAAACAAGAUUUACCCGGAUCAUAUGAUAUAGAAGAGUUGAAAACAAUACUGGAAUUGGAUUCAAUAAAAACCCACCAUUGGAAGAUAGUUUGGUGCAGCGCUGUAACUGGAGAAAAUUUGUUAGCUGGAAUCGAUUGGCUGAUUACAGAUAUUGCAACUAGAAUAUUUACAUUGGACUAAUAUAAUCAAAUACAUUAUGUAAAUGAUCUACAUGUUACGUUCUAAAGGGGCUCCUCACAAUAAUUUUAGUUUAACUGCAUCAAUAAAAUUUUUUUAACUAAUAGUCUUAAAUAUGGCAAUUCAACAGUAGCAAACCACAGACAGUAUUAUGUCUGUUACAGCUUAAGUUUCGAUCUUUUGUUAAACUAUAGAUGCUUUCUGUCUGUGAUAAUUGGAGAGCACAACGAAGGUUGAAGUGAUAUCAACUCUGCCUGAUUAAAGACAUAGCACAAUAAGAAUGGUUGAAGAUGAUGUUUGCUUAGACAAAGAAAAAUUCAAUAACAUUUGUUUUUAUAUAUUGGAAGAAAUAAUCAAUGAACAUUCUCCAAAACUGAGUUUCCAUAGAACCUCUGAAGUUCUCUAUUGUUUCAUUGUUGUUUGUGAAGAUUCAAAAAAAGCCUAAAUUCUCAGAAUAUCAUUAAUAGGUGCAGGGAUUAUUAAAUAAUAUUGUUUCACUUCAAAUAUUAUAAUAAAAUAUGACAAAAUAAUAAUUUUUAUUAGAUUAUGUCUUUUUGUACAAUAUAUAAUUUAUUAACUAA